Erigeron canadensis is the source of this 1382-nucleotide messenger RNA. Its product is annotated as protein FANTASTIC FOUR 1-like. Lineage: Eukaryota; Viridiplantae; Streptophyta; Magnoliopsida; Asterales; Asteraceae. The transcript has a single exon. The record is from RefSeq and is a predicted model, not a curated record. Bases 160 to 1053 code for a protein of 297 amino acids.
UUCCAUUCCCAUUAUUCCCAUUCAUAAAUAUUCAAUCUUUUGAUCACCCAAAAUUUUUCUAUACAUUUAUCUUGAAAAAAACGAUUAGAAACACAAAGAAAAUAACCAAAUCCACUCUGUUUUCCCCUGUUUUUCUUGAUUCCAAACUUUGUGAUAACUAUGGCCUCAGUUGUGUGUCAAGGUUUGCAAACAUGCCUCGAGCCUCAAGUCAUCGAAUCGAGUGCUUUAACCCAAAAACUAUCUUCAAAGCCUACCCAAGUGGUUCAAAAACCAAAACUCGAAGCGAAUUCAAAUAAAUGUGAGAGUGUUAACAAGAACAAUGGGUUUAGUUUCUUGAAUGUUCUUGCAAACCCUUCACAAAAUGUUAAAAAUGAUCAAGAAGUUUAUGUUCAUCCAAUGGUGAAGCGCUCUACUUCUGCAUUGAGUGCCGUGAGCUUGGAAAUGUGUACCGAAAGUUUAGGGACCGAAACUGGAAGUGAUGUGAGUGAUAGUAGUGAUGAGUUUAGUUUGGAGGAUAGGGAGAGGCUUAGAAGUUUACAAAGGUCAAAAGCUCGAUUUGACCUCAAAAUGGUGAGCCACAGGAAAAGCAGUGGUGGCUUUCCACCACCACUAACUUCCAUAAGUGGCUCGGAUGGAACCGUGAAAGUAAACCCACAUAGGGAAGGUGGGAGGUUGGUUAUCAAAGCAGUGAGUGUUUCUGAUUGUGGUACUAAGUUUGAAACAGAACGCGCAAAUGGGAGACUUAAGCUUUCUUUGUUCAAGGACUGUUUUGUAAAUGUUGAGAGUGAAAGGGCUAAAAUGAAAAAUGAGGGCCGCGUAGUAGAAUGUUUUGAUGGUGACAUGGAGGAAGGUGAGGGUUGUCAGGGUGCGGAAAUGGAUGGAAACAAUAGGAAAGUUGGCGGUAGAACUGUGAUCCGCUCACUAAAACGCCAGCCCAGGUUGCCAAACUCAUUUGAAGAGUCAAUCGAGUUUGGAUUAACCAAGUGCAAAUAUGGCGGAAAUAGGGACAAAGUUAUGGGAAAUUGGAGUUUGUUUCGAGUAGUCAUUUCUUGAAGAUAACCGAAUGCUAGUGAUCGUCGUUGACACAAUUUAAGAAACAAUCUUAAAAGAUAAUUAAUUGACACUAAUGGUUUACAAGAUUAGUUAUCAAAAUGAUGAACUAGAAAGUGAAGAAAUUGCCAUUGGACUCGAUUCAUUAGUACUUAGGUUUGUGAUUAUAUGGGGUUUGGCCGAAGCCAUAUGGGCUAAAUUUUCAUGAGUGAGUAAAAAUAAUACCCACGUGUAUCAUGCGGAUUCAAGUUUAUUUCUUCGAAUGAAUGUAUUUAUGUCGUGAAUUAUUGUAAUUGUUAUUAUUAUUUUAAUCAAUACUAGCUAUUUGGUUC